Klebsormidium nitens is the source of this 2288-nucleotide messenger RNA. NCBI's taxonomy places the organism in Eukaryota, Viridiplantae, Streptophyta, Klebsormidiophyceae, Klebsormidiales, Klebsormidiaceae. The record is from the annotation of a GenBank genome assembly.
GGGUGUCUCUGUAUAUUUUUUCUAAAGACUUGAAACCGCGAAGUCUGAUAAGUAGGUAGAUCCGAUGGUUCAGCAGAACAGCCCAAUGCCAUUGCAAUGGCGACAUGAGCGCUUAUCCAGAUCAAGCUUAGGCGAGGAAAUUUGAGCAGCUAGGUACAUUAGAUUUGAGCGUCCUCGUCUAAUGGCGCCCCCCUUGGGUGCCUCUUCCUUUUGGCGUGCUCUGAUCCCCAGCCAGAAGCUGAUGGCGGGGAUCGUGAUCGGGUGGGUCACGAUGUUCCUGGUGGGCGCCCACCUCAGCGAUGGGCUGACGUCAGGACGCGAGCAGCUGGGCCGCACGAGGACGUUUGAGGAGGCCACCACCAGGGGCCUAGGGCAGCUGCAGAAAGAAGGGGGAGGGGGCCAGCAGGGCCGCAAACUGAGGAGCGGGGAGACGGGCGGAGCGGGGGCGCAGGUGGAGGACCCGUGGGCCCCGGAACGGCGCGAGACGGAACGGCUGCUGUGGAAUGCCACCAUCCUGGUGGGCAUGGCGGCCUUCAGGGACCCCGAGUGCCAGGACUCUGUGUGGUUGGCCCUGGCCAAUGCUGCCAACAUCGACCGGGUCUCUAUCGCAGUCUACCAGCAGAAUGCGCCAGACGACCCCGACUGCUUGCAGUGGGCCAAGCUCAUGUGUCCCCCCCAGGAUGCUGUUGCCAUUGGCAAAACCCCCGAGGAGGAGCGCCGGCGGCGGCCCAGCUUUGCGGCGGGCCCUGCAGACCUGACGCGCGUGUGCGCUGCGCUGCCGCGGGUGCGCGUGCAGCGAGUGGACGCGUUCAAGGACGGCCAGGGGCCCACCGUGGGGCGCUACCACAUGCAGCAGAUGCUCCAGGACGAGGACUUCUUCUUCCAGGUGGACAGUCACAGCCACUUCAUCUACGGCUGGGACGUGGAGAUCAUGCGCAACUGGCGCCUCACAGGCAACCCGAACGCUGUCAUCACUACUUACCCCGUGCCGCACGACCGCAUCCCUGGCUGGCUCAAGCACCCCCCGAUCCCGCGGCCCCCGUCCAGCCUGCCGUACCCCCGGGUGGUGGUGGACUCUGUGACCGGGUUUGAGUACCUGCGGGUGAAGCGCGAGCUGCCCAGCGUGCCCGGCUUCGAGCUGGAGUACCUGCCCAGCAUGGUGCCCAUCAUCUGCCACGUGUCCUUCACCAACAUGGCAGGGAACAUGCCGCGGAUGGAGGCUGCGGGGUACUUGCGCAUCCAGCAGGGGCAGCCCAUCCGCACGCCCUUCUGGGCGGCGGGCCUGGCCUUCUCCACCGCGGCCGCGGUGCGCGAGGUGCCGUACGACCGCUACACGCCGUACCUCUUCGACGGGGAGGAGAUCUCGACGGCGGCGCGGCUGUGGACGCACGGCUACGACUUCUACGCGCCCAUCACGGACACCGUCUUCCACGUCUACGAGUCCGCGUACAAGCGCAACAAGUACUGGGAGAUUGACUGGCAGGAGCGCUCCGCCAUCCAGAUGCGCAGCUCGCGGCGCGUGGCCCACAUUCUGGGCUUCAACGUCAGCAACGACUUUGACGACACCGAGCUGGACAGAUACAGCCUGGGGACCAACCGCUCCAUCCAGGAUUACUGGCGGUUCGCGAGCAUCAACAUGACGGCGCUCACAAGCGAGAACCUGUGCCUGGAGCUGGAGAGAGGCCUCUUCCCGGAGGAGCAGCAGCGGCCGCGCGGCUACCAGGACUACCAGAGCAUCCCGUCGCACCCACGGCCGCCGCCAGCGGAGGAGCCCGGGGUGACGCGCCGCAGGCUGCAGCAAGAGGAGGGGCAACGGAGAAGCGGCAGCAGACACGAGCACGAGGGAGGCGGGAGUGGAGCGGAGAUAAAAGGCGAAGCGAACCUGUUUGGGAAGUCGCCUCCGGUGUUGAGGCGACACGUGCUCUCAGCAGAGGCAGCUUAAAUAGGGUUCUGUGUUGAGAAGUCCGUAGUAUAGCGGCAUAGAAAGGUUCAACCAACUCGAUGUGUUGAUUGCACAUUACCCGCUGAAGACGGAGGAUUGGUAUUCUAUGAAGUCCUUCCCGCGACCGCCGCAUAUGAAAAUAUGAAGUGUCCUCGAACUCGUAUUUUGGGAAGGAAGCUUGUACGGGCAAUUGCACCAUUGCCAACAGGCAAUUGCAAACUCUCAAAACCUGUGCUCAGUCGUACAACAGCUCGCAAUUCUGACCGUGCAGCCCUGUUGAAAUCAGGGCCAGGCAUCAAAGUGGGCGGAUCUGGAAGGAAACGCAUGAAAUCUGAUUCAAAACCUC